This is a messenger RNA of Paramecium pentaurelia, 246 nucleotides long. Lineage: Eukaryota; Ciliophora; Oligohymenophorea; Peniculida; Parameciidae. The record is from the annotation of a GenBank genome assembly.
AUGGAUUCAAAAUAGAGAUUCUAUUAAUUAAUUCUAGUUUACAAUUAAUCAUAUGAAAAGAUGAUUGCAGUUUUGAAUACUGGAGUUUAAAUUUUAGCAAUAGACAAAUAAAAUAUAAAGUUAUUAUGUAUGGAUAUACAAAAAUUUAAUCCAUUGAUAUUUAUUUUGGAAGUGCCAAAAGAACUUUAAUUUUGUUGCAAUUAAUAAAAAUUAUACAUUUUAUUAUUUUGGAACAAUGACUGGUGA